Molecule: messenger RNA, 7787 nt
Organism: Larimichthys crocea (large yellow croaker)
Lineage: Eukaryota; Metazoa; Chordata; Actinopteri; Sciaenidae
Product: nck-associated protein 5
Exons: 14
Coding region: 1076-5311 (1411 amino acids)
Biological process (GO): microtubule depolymerization; microtubule bundle formation
Cellular component (GO): microtubule plus-end
Source: RefSeq, a predicted model, not a curated record
UUUCCCUUCACACUCACACAUCUCCCCUUCCACUCUGCUCCUGUUAUAUAGUGUAGAGAAAUGUGUCUCUUAUAUUAUUUUAUUGGCAUUAUAUCCCCUCCCCUUCUGACAGUCCUGCUCAUCACAUCCUCCUUGAUUUGUUUACUGUACUACCACACAAUUUUUCCACUAAUCAUUCACAGUCCAACAGCUGUUAAUCUCAUCUAUGACCGUUCAGACGUUUGACUAAAAAAACAGAAGAAAGGAGGCCAAGCAGAUUUGAUCUAAAGCAACUGCCAGUUAGAUGCUGCUGUGCAGUGCCAUCCUCCCUAACCUAUCAGUGUGGGAAGUAAGCGUGCCACCUAUGAAGUCAGCAGUCCCCAACCCCCACCCUAAACACAUGUUCAACAUCCUCUGGGCACAGGCUGAGCAGAGCACUGAGACACAGCUGAGAAUUAGAGAGGGAGAGAGAGAGAGAGAGAGAGAGAGAGAGAGAGAGCAGUGAAGUGGAAAUAUGGGUGAGCAUCAGAGAAAGACAGAAAUAGAGCGAUAAAGCGGAGUGAAUUAGGCAGAGGGAGGAGGAGGAGAAACACAGUCUUUCAGUGAGGUGGUGAUGCUCGGUGCAGACAUUGUUCUGUUGUCGUCUCUGCUUUCUGUUAGCUCUCGUCGUGUGUGGAUGUGUGGAUUUGCUGCUCUCCUGAGUCUCGGUGGAAUUCAUUGCAUUUUGAUCCAAAAACAGCUGCAGAUGGAGGAUGCGACUGUGGCUGGAUGCUAGGAUCCAUGUGGGCCUGUGACGUCUGCACACCUUCUUCACCCAUAAGGAUGACUCCAGCGGCGGUACUGACCCAGAUUGUGGAGUCCUGGCUCUUCUCUUUGGGUGGUCUGUGAAUGUGAUGUGGAUGAGGCAUGCUUCACACCUCGGCAGAGACCACUCAGCCCGCUGCCUCUGCUGACAUCUGUCUCCGUGGAUACACGCAGCAACUGGCAGGUUACGCCACCAACACUGAUCCAUAAUAAUAAUCCCCAGCUGGAGAACAAACAACAUCUGGGCUUGGAGAGAAGGGAAAGGGCGAAGUUUCAGCAGGGUGGGCGGCAGAUGGUGACACUGCAGCAGCACUUCUCCAGCAUGGAGGAGACGGUGCGAACGCUACUACAGAACCAGGACUCACUGGAAGGGCCCAAGGUGGACCCACUGGAUCUUAUGAAAGCAUACAAGGAUAAACUCCUGGAGGAAAUGUGGAAGCAGCAGGACAGUCUGGAGGGUCCCACAGCCACAUCAGUGGAGAUGCCUACCUCGCCUGAGGCCGGCGGAGGGUCAGAGGAAAAUUCAAAGGACAGCAAUCCCCUGCUAGAGCGACUCAGAGCCCUGGAGGCGGAGAACUCUGCUCUGUCAAUGGAAAAUGACAAUCAGAGGAAGCAGUACGAGCGCUGUCUGGAUGAGGUGGCUAACCAGGUGGUGCAGGCCCUCCUCACACAGAAGGACUUAAAAGAGGAAUGUGUGAAGCUGCGGACCCGUGUGUUUGACUUGGAGCAGCAAAACCGCAUACUGAGCGUGCUGUUUCAACAACGUGUCAAAAUGUCCACGAUUCCUGUCUCCCAGGAGGUCCAAAGGAAUGGCAAAGGAGGUAUUCCUGCAGGAAGGUGGCCCAGCCUGUUGAGUCUAACAUGCCCACGUAGUAGUGGUAGUGGCAGUGGCAGUGAAUUGUCACUAUCCAGUGCUUGUAGUGAGUACUCCAGUGGUUCCCACACUUGGGCAGAGGGACGUGGAUCCUCCAAGCAGUGUGCUACAAGCCGGGACAAAAGGAUGAGUGCGUGUUCAAUAUCCAGCAAUCAUUCUGCAGCCACUGGGCAGACAGACCUGGGAUGGAAGGAAGGCCACAUCCUGAAAGGCCUGAAGUGUCUCCAGAUGUGCAACUCCAAAGAGGCAUCCUCACUUCCAUCUGUACCACACUGCAAAGACUGUAUGACCUCCAAUGAGGGUAUAUACUCACUUGGAGUCAAGUGUGGCCUACAAGGGAGUACAGCCAAGCAUGUAGCCCCUAGUAAAUCUUUAAAGGCUAGUGCAGGGAUUACUGCCCUAGACUCGGACGAUGCUGAUGAUGAGUCACCUAAAUUACAAAGUAAGGUAUCCAGUGAACCUAUAAAAGAGGAUCUUUGCUUGGAGAAGCUGGAUGUUACAAGGGAUGAUGACAACAAUUUUCAAGAAGACUCUGUAGAACUUGCUGGGAAUUUUUCCUCUCCUGUCACAGACAACUUCUUAUUUUUGGAGGGUCCCACAGUAAAACCUGGUGUGAGUCCAACGGAUAGCCUUAUGCAGCUGGAAGAAAAAAACAAAAGCUCACUAGAAAAACACAAGACUUCAGGUAUGAAAUUAAGUGACAGGAACAAUAACCAGGAAAGGUCUACUGACCGGAAAUCCAGACUUGAUCAAGUCAAAAGACAACAGGGUAGAUUUGUAAGCAAGCAAGUUGAAGGAGGGUUGAGUGAUGUGAACUCUUCUAUUCAGCACUCUGCAACAAGAGCUCUGAGCUGUGUCAGUGUAGCUAGACAGCGCAGCUCCUCAAUGGAGGUUCCUCACUGCAGAGGUCAGGUGAGUCAAGCUGACAGUCAAAGCCAGAACUACACCAUCUCAGAAUUUCCACAGAGAAAGCCAAAACUUCAGCCUUGUGACUCUGCAAGAAAGGCUUUCAUUCUACGGAGCAAAAGUGCAGAUGGAGAACAAGAACAAAAUAAACAUACACAUUCUCCUCUCCACCAAAAGCUUAUUAAAGGUCACAAGUCCAAAGGACAGUCAAACCCUUCUGGCAAAAGCACAAGCCUCAUUAAAACACAUGGUUCAAGCAAGGGAGCAUUAUCUAAAAUUGAGAAAGAUGAAGACAUUGCAGUGUCAACAAGUUCCAAGUCUCUCAAGAGUGUGAAGCAGUGUUCUCCCCUCGCUUCUCCUGCGAAGCAGUCAAAGACAUUUAAACCUCCAGGGAUCAGUGAUUGCUCAAAGAGCCCAACAAAAUCAUCUCUGCAAAUCACUAAGCAUCAAUCAAGCAGCGACUCUAUGGAAGAGAGCCUCUAUGACAACUUACCCUGCUCUCCACGAAAACAGCGACGCCAAGACCAGCACUGUGAUGUUACCCGUUCAGAAAUUAGGUCUCCAUCCCCUCCACCACCACCAGGUAGAACUACUUCCCUUCUCCAUAGACCAAGUGAUGACAGCUUACCCAAAGCACAUAAAUCUGCAGGUCAAGCUCAAAGCUCUACUACUGGGAAGAUAACAUUGAGCACCAACAAGCCACAGUCAAAUCAGAUUUCUUCUAUUAUACAACAAUCCAACACAACAAAAGACAAUCAGUACACAGCCCCACAAAUGGGUGCUGAUGGUAAGCCACUGAAAGAUAUCCCUACCAAAGUCCACCAUUCCCUCUCAACCAAGAUACCAUCUGUCCCAGCUCAAGAGUCACAAGCUUCAGAGUCAGUCCAGUUAUCUAUAGACAGAGGUGCCACAUGCCAUGAUGAAAAGGGUGCUCCCUCUAUAUUGCCAAGUCAGAGUGUCUUACAAAGAUCCCAACAGAGCAUUAGUGAGCCAAAACUUUCAGAAGUCUUGCCUCAGGCAUAUUCUAAUGUUUACUAUCAUGGGAAUGCCAAUAAUCUUCAGAGUUCCAAUUCAAGAGCUGUAAAAAUGUCUCUUCCUGUAAAUGCUAAAUCUCAUGAGGCAAUCUCUGGACAGGAAACCAGUACCUUCCUAGUUUUCGGAAGACAUAACAAAGAUGAUACAAACUCUAAAACUGUCCAGACCUUUCAGACUUUUACAUGUGAUCCCCAGAUGAGACAAGAAUGUGGUGCUCAUGACAAAGCCCGCAGAAAGAUUGAGACCCGCUGUAACUCACUGGAUUCUGAGCCCUCAGUUCAAGCUGUUGCAUCAGACAGCGGUGUGAUGUUAGAUUGGGGAUUUGAUGAGGAAGGUUGGCUGUUUAAACGAUCUGUGUCUGUGUCAACCAGACCUCCCCUUAAGCCAGUAAUGGGGAUGAAUGGGGCCAAGGCUCGUAGCCAGAGUUUUGGUGCACGCUAUAUGGACAGACCAAGCUUCAACAGAUCUGGAAAAGUCCGUACCCAGAUCAAAACACACUCAGGGAGCUCUUUGAACUCCCUCAGUGAUGUCCUUCCAGGAAGUAUGAGUUGCUCCAGUAGCUACCAUUGCCCAAUGAAUCGAUCCCUUUUGAACAACUUUUUGAUUGAAGAGGGUCUGGCAGUUCCCUCACAUUUGGGGUCCUCUAGUGAAAGACUUCAAAGUCUUAAACAACAACGAGAGCAGGCUAGGCGACUUCAGAUUGAGCAACAGUUUUCAAGCGCCUUUGGUGAGCCAGUUUCUGAAGAACCAGAAAGACAAAGUACUAUAACCACAAUCGAAGAGAAAGUGAUGCUUGGUAUAGAGGAGAACUUGCACAAGACUCAUGAACAGGAGAGAAGCAGUGAAGUGAAGCAAAAAUCUGGCUCAACUUUGGCAAGUUGGUUUGGUUUUCGUAAGAGUAAGCUUCCAGCUCCAAGCAAAAAGACUGACCCACCGAAAGUAAAAGAGGACAAGAGGGAGCAAAAGAUUACAUCGCUUCUGGGAGGAAAGCAGACAAAGUCAGACAAAAAGAAAGACAGAAGAAAAAGCGAUGGAAAAGAGAGCUCUGUGGGGAGAAGAGAGUCUCAUGAUGCAGUGCGGGCAUGCAUCUCAAUGCCGUGCCCAGGAAUGUCCCUUAAUGAGAUACAAGGACACACUGACAUUGGGGACCCAAAGAUCCAGAUGGUGAACCUGAGAGCAGAUGGUGAAAACGGAUCUACAGUGAAGAGCCCCAACCAGGAUGCUGUAAUAGGCUUCGGCUGCAAGAUGCGAACGUUGGAUAGUGGAAUCGGGACCAUUCCCCUUCCCGAAUCCUGUUCCUUCUUCUCCUCCAUCCUGCACCUUCUCCCUAAAUCGUCAUCAACCCCAGAACAGUCCUUCAGUCCUACCAGUGUCCCCAGUUCCUCCAGUGAGGAUGUGUCUCCAUCCCCAUUGCCCCGGUGGAGAAUACCCUCCAGCUUUAAGGACAGCAGCCAUGCAGGGGUGUCAAACUCCCUAUCCAACUCCUCCAUGACCCAUAUCCAGUCAGUGCCUUUCCCCACUGUGGCCUUCCUCCAGCCCAUCCAACCCCAGUCUCAACCUAUUGUGACUGCCAGUGUGUGUGAUACCCAGAGCAGGCUACCCAGACGGCCACAAGGUGGAUUGGAACCAAAGAAGUUGACCUAUAUCAAAUCGAAAACACGAACCACUCCGAGCCAACAGAAAGAACAGACACGACUUCAGCUCGCCAUCUAGUUUAUGAAGCUGACUGCUGAAUCAACCUGAAGAAAAGAUUUAUCAUUCGAACACACACACACACGGAUGAAUGGAUGAUCCCUAAAUCCCACAGUUUGCACACAGAGUCUGUGUAUCAGGAUGAAACGCUCAGAACUGGAAAAACAAGCGAGCUUGGCAUAGUCAGCUUCACCUGUGCUCGGUGUAGUGUUGAGAUACUGAGUAGCCUUUCAGGUGUUGUCAUGAACCUUCUGGCAGCCAUUUUGGAGGUCUGCAGCUCAUUGGCAUCAGGUGUGAGCUGCUAAUUGAAUUUCUAAAAAAAACAAAAAACUCUGCUGUCUCACAGGACAGGAGUUGAGCACAAGUUAUAAUUCGUUUUUUCCAUCAGAAGGAAACAAAACUGUAAUCGUCUGACACAAGCCAACGCAUGCAGGCCUGGGUUAAGAUAAUGUUUGUGGCCAGCAGCUGCUUUACAUUGCAAUGACAUAACUAUACGUGUUACCAGCCAAAAUGUACCACCCUUACUCAAAUGAAUGGAAAAACCUGUGUAACGUGUUUUAAUUUAGAACAAAUACAAAAUACGAUAGCUCCAAAAUGCUCACCUUAAUAAUAGCCUUGCAAAGCUGUUAUAGCUAACAUAUUAUAAACAUCAGCAUAUCCUUUCUACAAACACAAAGUAUAAUAUUCUGUCUCUUUUUUUUAUCUCUGUUAUGGUCACCACCAACUCGUUUUGUUUGCUGUUCAACUUUAUGAACCAGCCACUCGGUAGCUUUGUCGUUUGGCGAAGGCAGUUAUAGAGUGGGUUUAUCUUACUGUGCGGCUGUACAACCAAAACAGUGAGCCAGAAGAAAAUGGCUAAUAACUAAUUCACCACGAGACCUCCAUAAUGGCACCAGAUGCAGUCACUUUUAGAGACUAAAAGACCUCCACUAAUAUCCUGUUGAACAAAAUUAUUUAGUGUCCUUCAUUUGCAUUUCCAGACAUUUUAAUCAACGUUCAUGUGAAAAUCUAAUUCUGCUUUCAUCAGAUGGAAACUUAUAAACUCAAGAUUACAAACUAUGACUUCCAUCCGUAUGUACAGCACUAACUAUUGAUUGCCGUUCAUGAGCUCUAUACCUGACUAAGUAAUGUGAUUCUUUAAACUGUGCACCAUCUUGUUGGAAACAUUGUUUCUUUUUUUUUUAUCGUCACAAUGUUAAUAUCAACCUGCAUGCGACCACCCUUGGGUUUAUUCUAACCACAGAAAUGAAAUAUGAAACAUAUGAAGAGUUUCAUCACAAGAUGUGAAAAAUAGUAGUGUUGACAUUUAACACAUAAUCUGUCUUUUCAAUAUAUAAUCCACAGUGAGUCUGACUUCACACCUGUUUCAUACCAUUGUAACAUCUUGUAAUGAAACUCAUGUGUGAACUGCGAUGUGCAUACAUAUUUUCACAGUUAUGACAUCAGGACAAAGGAGUGAGUUUUGCAUGUAACCUUAGAUAUAAAGCACCUGCUGUUUAGGCACAUUGUGGACAUUGUUGUGCUAGCUCAGGGAAAGAUAUACAUUUAUUGUCUCUGAUAGAUGCUGUGGAUUUAAUAAGCAAACCUCCAAACCAUUUCACUGGUUUAAAGGAUAUUACCUGAACUCGAUAUUUUCCUCUUGUCAGUUUUUGUCUGUACAUUUAACUGUAAGAUAUCUCACAACGGUUGCUCGGUUUCUCUCUCUAUUAUGUAUGCUGUGUCCUUUAUAGUGACGUUUGUUGGUGUUUUGAAUGCAUCCUGACAUAUUUGACGGUUUUAGCUGCUUUGCGAUGUUUUCUCCUCACCCCUCACACUGUUGUCAGCUCCCUCGCCUCUCAUGUAUAGAUAUUUGCCAAAACGCAUAUUGCCAAACACAGCUCUGAGCUAAUCACAUAUACACAAAAUGAAUGCAACUAAAUGGACAUAUCAGAUUUGUCAUGGUGACUAUAGCCAUAUUCUUUUGAAACACUACAGUUUAAUGUGAUGUAGAACUAUGGAGCACUGUCAUGUUGCACAAUAUCAUUAGUCAUCUUCCUUUAGAUUUACCUCUUUGAAUCUUUACUCACUUGCUACAUGUAUAUAUGUUGAAGGUAAUAAAUGUAAGAUUAAAGUGGUGUUCAUGCCAAUAGCAACACACAGGUUUAAUAAAUGAAAUAUGUAGCGUACACAGGUGAGACGUUAACGGAUCAGGGAAACAGAUUGGCUGUACUGAUACGGGUAGAUGGAGCAUGGCGUCUGUUUUUAAAAUGACUCUCACAAGAGUAUUGUAUUUUUUUAACAUUUACUCUAAUGCCCUGUAUUUGUACUCAGCACUGAUGAGUGUAUUUCACCAUUAAUUGCACAUAUCGUUACUCGCUAUUACAGUUAUUCUCCCUCUUUUUUUUUUAGAACCCAUUAACAGUGAUGUUCUUGUGUGACAGUCACCUUAGCAGUACAGAUUGAGAAUUGUAUAUUGCUGAUAUUCUUUGUUUUAUGUAAAAGAAGAAGGAAAAAAUAA